Messenger RNA from Oreochromis niloticus (Nile tilapia), 2549 nucleotides. Its product is annotated as zinc finger BED domain-containing protein 1. The coding region runs from base 127 to 1356 and encodes 409 amino acids. Lineage: Eukaryota; Metazoa; Chordata; Actinopteri; Cichliformes; Cichlidae. The transcript is spliced from 3 exons. The record is from RefSeq and is a predicted model, not a curated record.
UCAGACGUGGAUCAAGUAGACAUAGUGUGGAAACUUUGCUACGGUGUCGUAGCUGCACCACAGAGCAACACUACAAAUUUAUUCAAUCAUUUGAAGAGCGCUCACAAAGUGACAUACGAUCAAACAAUGAAGGAGCAUAGAGAAAAACUCUCAACAACACCUGCUUCAUCCUCACAGACCUCCAUUCACGCUACCCUGUACAACGCGACUAAAUAUCCCACCAGCUCCCAGAGACACAAGGAGAUAACAAACGCAGUAACGUUUUUCCUCGCCAAAGAGCACUGCUCAAUUAACACAGUGAACAACCCCGGCUUUAAGAAACUAAUCAACACUUUGGACAAACGGUAUAACUUGCCAUCUCGUCACUAUUUUAGUCGAGUGGCGAUUCCCGCUUUAUAUGAUGAGUGUCAUGAUGGUGUCGCAAAGGAAGUGGCUACAGCCCAAUAUUUUGCCACCACAACGGACCUGUGGUCAAGCCGCACCAUGGAGCCGUAUUUGAGCCUCACGGUACAUUUCAUUGACAUGGAUUUCAACAUGAAAACGAAAUGUCUCCAGACAUCAUUUUUCCCAGAAGACCACACAGGGCAGAACAUAGCUGCAGGUCUGAAACAAGCACUGGCUACGUGGGAUCUGGAGGAGAGUAAACUCGUCUGUAUAACCACAGACAACGCUGCAAAUGUCAUGCUGGCUGCACAACUGAAUGGCUGGAUGAGGCUCCAGUGCUUUGGGCACAGAUUACAUUUGGCCAUAGAAAGAGCCAUGAAAGAUCACAGGAUUGAGCGUGCAGUGGGGGUCUGCAAACAAGUGGUCAGCACCUUUUCAUUCAGUUGGAAAAAAAGGAAAGAGCUGAAAAAGGCACAGAUAGACCUCAAACUGCCAGACCACUCCUUAAAGACUGAGUGUCCAACCAGAUGGGGAUCUAGGCAGGCCAUGGUUUCCAGAGUCCUCGAGCAGCAGAAGGCCAUUGCCCGUGUCCUCUCCCAAGACAGAGGAACCAGGCACCUCAUCCCCUCAUGGCAGGACAUUGAUGUCCUUGAGGCCAUCAACAAGACCCUGGGACCUUUGGUUGAAUUCACUGAUGCACUUUCUGGAGAGAAAUAUGAGGCUGCAGUGAUGGGGACACCCGUUGGUAACACGGAGGUUGCUGAUAAUGGUGCAUCAAACCAAAAGAAGAGGAAAAAGGGCCUAAGCAGCUUCUUUAAGGCCCCUCACAGCACAGCUCCAGGUGCAGAACAUGCUCUUCAACUGGAACAGGCCAUAGCUUUUGAGCUUCAGGCCUACCUCCAGGCAGGGACCCUGGACACAGAGGAAGACCCACUGGGGUGGUGGAAGCUAUCGCAGAACCUCUUCCCAUGACUCUCCAUCCUGGCAAAGAAAUAUCUUUGCAUCCCAGCCACAAGUGCCUCAUCAGAAAGGGUCUUCAGCACUGGUGGAAAUGUUGCCAACUGCCUGCGUGCAUCCCUGAAGCCUGAUCAUGUCAAUAGGCCGGUGUUUUUGGCUAAAAACCUUUGAGAGGUUGCAGGAACCAUGUUUUGUUGAGCCAUUUUGAGACUGUAUGGGACUUGGGCCUACUAGCUUUUAUUUAUUUCUUAUAAAAGGUACUACUUUCAGUGUUUCAUUUUAUUUUUGUUCAGGCAGCAACUUUAGUUGACAUACCUCAAUGUCAGUUUGAUGCAAUUGUGCAUUUUGUGGCUACACAGCUUGCCUUGAUGUUUGGUUAUUUGUAUGCAUAAAUAUUAUGCAGCAGUUUGAAGUUCACUAAACAUAGAUGUUUACAUUUUUCAUUUAUUUUUUAUAUUGCAAACAUUUGCACUGUUAUCAGUAUUUGCACACUAUUUUAUAUUAUUUUUGACAAUCUUUAAAGCCAUUAUUCAAUACAUUGUUAUUGUUAAAUAAAUAUCGUCAAAUAAUCGAGAUCUCAAUUUCAGUGAAAAUAAUUGUUCAUUUUUGCCAUAAUCGAGCAGCCCUAAUUGAAAGUGUGUUGAUAUCCUGCAUCUGUGUGUGGUUCUCCAGCUGCACCACGGCACACAAAAAAGCACUUCAGAGGGUCAUUAAUAUGGCCCAAAAAAUCAUUGGACAUCCUCUUCCCUCCCUGAAGGACCUGUACAGCACUAUUGUACUAGGUAUGACUGUGCAAUGACAAUAAAGAGUGAUCUCUUAUCUCUAACCCUGGUUCUCAAAGUAGCAUGAGUGAGAUAUCUCAGCAGACAGCCCUUCUUGCUGGGCAAAGCUUUCAGUUAUUGUAAUAGUGAAAGCUAUUUAAAGGGGGCCAGGAUGAAAGUGAAACUGAGGAGGUUAAGAAUCUCUUUGAGCUCAACUCCAGAUCCUCCUGUUCACGUCCCCUAACUAAAUAAAGACCCCCAAAUUUCCUGAUGUAUCCAUCCAUGCGAACACUUAGAAUAACAUACUGUAUGAAGCCGUUAUUGUUUCCGUUUCCUUUCAAAUAACCAAGGCGAUCAGCUUUACCUUAGCCCACAUGUUACCUAUCUUAAAGAACUAAAACUAAUGCAGAGCAUCAGCCGUAUGCAUUUCUCUUCCCUUCAUCCCUC